UUCAGUUGUGUGUAAGGCAACCUGCUACAAGUGGUGGUGAUCGCGGCGGGUGUGAUCGUUUCUUGAGAUUUAAAGUAUUUGGAGCUUGCGCUUUCCGAGUGAAAUAGCAGAACAACAGCAGAAUAGAAGAUGAUCUUACGACGAGCAACGACGCACGUUGUCAUGCUGCUGCUACAACUACUGAUGGCCUCUGGGGCCACCGACGCCCAGCAGUACGGCAAACAGCUGCGAUGGGUGACGCAGUGGAAGUCGUUGGAUUUUGUGUUCCCCACGCCGAAAGACCGCGAGAAUGCCAUCUCUUCCAGACGAUUUAUUCCCGAGAACUGCAUUCCCCUGGAUAUGGAUGUCGAUUACAAUAGUAAUUCACUGCGAUCCCGAGUUUUUGUCACCAUACCACGUUUCAUCGAAGGGAUUCCUGCUACCUUGGGAACGAUUUCCCCACAAAUGGGACCAUCGGGACCGCUGAUAGAACCCUACCCGAAUGCAGCAAUUCAAUCGACCCCAGAUGAUGGACGAUGCACUGGGAUCGUGUCAGUGUUCAGAACCAUGAUCGAUGAAUGCAGCCGCCUCUGGAUCGUAGACACGGGAAAAAUCGGCGAUCGAAGAAUCUGUCUACCGAAGAUCGUCGCCAUCGACCUACGGACCGAUCAGAUCAUCCAUCAGUAUCAGAUUCCCGCCAGUCAACUGGUGUGUGACGUUUCGCUACUUGUCAGUAUUCUUGUUGACGUACGCGACCCACCACCGACGGGAACUUGCUCCAAUACCAUGAUCUACGUUGCGGACGUAACCGCUUUCGGGCUAAUAGUAUACGACAUGGCUCGCGGAAAGUCCUGGCGCGUAACCAACAAGCUCAUGAAUCCCAACCCGGACCAUGGGACGUUCAGAAUAGCUGACGAUUCUUUUGAUCUAAUGGAUGGCAUGCUCACUAUGGCCCUCAGCCCGAAACCUCCAGCAGAUUUCACGUUCAACUCCGCUUACGCCACCUCGAACAAACGUCCGGUUGUGCUGAGCGAUCGUCUCAUGUUCUUCCACGCUCUGGCCUCAGUUUCCGAAAGUGCCGUUCGUACGUCCGUUCUGCACAACGAUACCCUAUGGUCGGAGGAUGUCGGUGCGAUGCCGAGCGCCUUCCGCGUGAUCGGUCGCAGAACCUCUCAGAGUGCACCGGAAGCGAUGGAUAGCAACGGGAAUCUGUACUUCGGUCUGCUGACCCAGAUGGCGAUCGCGUGUUGGGACUCGACUACCAACUACAACCCGGGCAACUUCAAAAUUGUUUCGCAAAACCAGCAGACGCUGCAGUUCCCCAGCGGUAUCAAGGUCAUUCGCAAUCGGAAGGGAAUCGAAGAGCUGUGGGUGAUGAGCUGUCGGUUCCAGAAAAUCAUGACCGGUACAUUGAACAUGAACGAAACGAACUUCCGCAUCCAGGCGAUACAGAUUCCGGAGCUGCUGGACGGAAACCGAACUUGUAGGCCUGGUAGAUAUUAGAACAUUAGAGCCGAGGAGGGUGUGAGGGCCUGCGGGUGCGAUAGUUGGUAAGAUGGAAUUAUGUGU
Messenger RNA from Ochlerotatus camptorhynchus, 1548 nucleotides. Its product is annotated as major royal jelly protein 1-like. Gene Ontology annotation, cellular component: extracellular region. The transcript has 5 exons. Bases 130 to 1482 code for a protein of 450 amino acids. The record is from RefSeq and is a predicted model, not a curated record. NCBI's taxonomy places the organism in Eukaryota, Metazoa, Arthropoda, Insecta, Diptera, Culicidae.